This is a messenger RNA of Trypanosoma theileri, 1986 nucleotides long. RefSeq names its product putative trichohyalin-like. Bases 1 to 1986 code for a protein of 661 amino acids. The transcript has a single exon. NCBI's taxonomy places the organism in Eukaryota, Euglenozoa, Kinetoplastea, Trypanosomatida, Trypanosomatidae. The record is from RefSeq and is a predicted model, not a curated record.
AUGAGGCCACGUGAUUUAUGGAGGCUUAUGGUUGAUAUUCUCUCUCGAUGUUUGCAGGAGACUGCAAUAAUCCCACCCGAACAGAUUCUAGAUGAAACUCUUGAGAAUUGCACUACACUUAGUGAAGGGGAAGCCAUGUUGGUGCGUGAUACAGUUUCUGAUACUCUGCAUUUUGAGCGAAUAUGCGAAGGAAUGCUGAAUGGGUACUGUGAUUGUAUGCGGCGUAAUAAAAAUGAUAGAUUCUCCAUGUAUCUUGUGGCGUAUUUAAUUGUUUUCCGCUACACAGUCUUGGGUGGCCAUUGUAUACGAGAUUUAUUGUAUAGAAGCAUGUCAACAUCACGUCUUGUAGAGUAUCUUGAAUACAUGAUCAAUUCAGAAAACUUAAUGCAAUAUUCUUAUCCAUAUUGGAGCAAGUAUUAUGAUGCAAAUUUUAUCAUGAGUAGUGUAUGCAGACCUUUGUCUGAAAUCGCUUCUCAUGUCAAGGAAGAUGUUAUCCAAUGGCUUUUAGGCAAGACAGCUGUUGGUGUCGUGUGCGUAGAAGACACUGAAAACACUCAGAAGGACUCCAAAACCACACAAGAAGUAUCUGAAAAGAAAGAAGAGAAAAUGCUACAAAGGGUAGCGAAUAAUGUAAAGAAACAAAAAGGAAAUGUGCCUCCUAUAGAGGUACGUGAGAUGCUCUACACGAUUCCUGAGAAGCGACCUCCACGUAUAGACUGUACAAAACCACCUAAUGAGGCACCCAAACAGCAAAAGAAAGUUACAGUACCAAUUGGUUUUAGUUUCAUGACGCGAACGCCUCGACCGGCACCCAAAGUGAUAGAGGAGCCUGUAUGCGACACAGAGUCUGUUCGACCAUCACCAGAAAGGUUACGACAGUUGUUGACAAAGUCUGUACCUGUGCGUAUGACUGCCGGUGCUAUUCGAAGAGAGGCUCAGGUGUAUUUAAAGCAAAUGGAGGAUGAGAAACGAGCUCUGGAGAAGGUAGAGAUGUCUCUUCGUGAUUCACGGGAGUUCGAGGAGUGGCAAAAGGAGGGGAAGGCGCACGAUGCGCAAAAACGUGAGGCAGAGCUCUUGAACCGUAAAGUUGAGGUUCAGUGCUCUGCUGAAAAUGCCAUUCACAAGAGGAAGACCCUUGAAGAGAUGAAAAAGGUUGAGUCAACGCAGUUGAGGGCUGAUAUCACAUCGAUGAUUGAGUCCUCUGCGGCAGAGAAAGAGUCUGCGGCAAUAAAACAACGGAAUCAAACUAAUAGGCUACGCCGUGAGUUAGAUGAAAAGAGAAAAAAAGCAGUGAAUCGAGCAUUUCAAGAACGGUUCUCUACAGCAGCUGAUUUGCGAAGGGAGAAUGAACAGCUCAGGGGAGAGGCACUUGAGGAGGAAGACAGACUGCAAACCCAACGUCUCGUCGUCAUUCAGCAGAUACGACAGUUGCGGGAGAGGAACCGCCAACGCAAGGCGGAAUUGAUGGAAUAUAAUAUUCGUCGACAACGGGAAGGACCAGAUGAUGUCACAUAUGGUGGAAUGAGUCUUGUUAUGCUUCGAGAGGAAUUACGCCGGGUCAAAGAAGAGAGCGUUGCAUUGGAAGAUGAGCGGCGUGCACAUUUUCGUGCACUGCGUGAACAGGAACGUGAGAAGAUUAACGCACUCUCAGGCAUUUGCCACGAUGGACGACGAAACAUGCAACGCGCACGGGAUGAAGAACGAAGGUGUAAACAAGCAGAAGCGGAGAAGAUUGAGAUGGUGAAGAAGGAUGAAGAGGAGAAACGAGCUCUGCAGGUACACGGUAUACUGAAACAGAAAAGGAGGGACAGACGCAAUGAGCAGAUAGCUUUAAAAGAGGAAGAGAGAAAAAGAAGAAAUGAGCUAUUGCUCCUGGCUAAGGAUACAUCAAACAUGGAGGAGAAUCACUGGAUGCAGCAGGAGCUCUGCGUCAUUAAUAGACUAACUUCGAAUCAGAAUGAGCGGUUUCAGUCAGGCUUUCGAUAA